Messenger RNA from Pogonomyrmex barbatus (red harvester ant), 321 nucleotides. RefSeq names its product Cyclin-dependent kinase 9 (gene Cdk9). Gene Ontology annotation, molecular function: RNA polymerase II CTD heptapeptide repeat kinase activity; cyclin-dependent protein serine/threonine kinase activity; ATP binding. Lineage: Eukaryota; Metazoa; Arthropoda; Insecta; Hymenoptera; Formicidae. Gene Ontology annotation, cellular component: nucleus. The record is from RefSeq and is a predicted model, not a curated record. Gene Ontology annotation, biological process: protein phosphorylation.
GCUUCGCGUGUUUUUCUAUUCCUGAAUCCAUAGUAUAUAUAUAUGUGAUUGCAAUCAAUUACAAUGAAUCCAAAGGAGAAAGAAAAGUAUAUCGAGGAAUUUGAUUUUCCAUAUUGCGAUGAAUCUUCCAAGUACGAAAAAGUUGCGAAAAUUGGUCAAGGAACUUUUGGAGAAGUGUUCAAGGCUAAGGAUAAGAAAACAAAUAAAAAAUUUGUUGCUAUGAAGAAGGUAUUAAUGGAUAACGAAAAAGAAGGAGUAAGUUUGCUUUAUAUAAUUAUUUAUUUGUUUGCCCUGAGAUUAUUCUAGGAUGAUGUAAUAUAG